CACUACCUUAACACUAGCUCAACUUUAAACCAUAACUUUCGGGCAAUAACACACCACACUUAAAUCAAAAUCCGCUAACUCAACAACGGUUCACGAUGAGGAUUAUAACAUAUAUAAUAUUUGCAACUCUUCUUGGAGCAUCACUGGGGAUACAGCUGAAUUACUUGGCACCUACAAAUGGAUUUAACGGCAAUGGAGGCAAUGGCAAUGGAUACAGAAACGGUAAUGAAGGCCACAGUAAUGGUAAUGGUGGUUACACUAAUGGCAACGGAAUUGGCACCGGUGGUUACUCAAAUGGAAAUGGCGCAUUCCCAAAUGGAAACGGCAACGGAGGUCAAAUAAAUGGUAACGGUGGUUACGCAAAUGGAAAUGGAGGCUUUUCCAACGGAUUUAACGGAAAUGGAGCAGUUGCUAAUGGAUAUUCAAAUGAAAAUGGAUUCACAAACGGAAAUGGUGGUUAUUCCAACGGAAAUGGCAAUGGAUAUGUCAAUGGUGGAAUUAAUGGAAAUGGUAAUGGUGUAACCAAUGGGAAUGGCUAUGGAAAUGGUGGAUACAGCAACGGAGUGGCUAACGGAAACGGACUGGAGGAUCCCAUCACCGCCCUGGCUAAUGCUGUAAGAGGUGAACCCGGCGUGGACUAUCCCAUCCUGGCUUACGUACCCGACACAGGAUUUACCUGCGGUGGACAGAUCCCUGGAUACUACGCUGAUACUGCCCUAGAGGCCGGCUGUCAGGUGUUCCACAUCUGUCAGGCAGAUGGCAGGAGCGACUCUCUCCUGUGUCCCAACGGUACCAUCUUCAACCAGCAGUACUUCGUGUGUGAUUGGUGGUACAACUUCGACUGUUCCACCGCCCAGCAGUUCUAUGGUCUCAACGCUCAGAUCGGAGUCGUCAGUGGUAAUGGUAAUGGAUACUCCAACGGCGUCGUUAAUGGUAUUAUUAAUGGUAAUGGAAUUUACGCCAACAGAUUAAACGGAAAUGGUGCACUUAAUGGAAAUGGAUUCACUACCAUUGGAAAUAGAUACAGCAAUGGCGUUAAUGGAAAUGGUUUAGCCUCUGUUAAUGGCAAUGGCUACUCAAAUGGUAAUGGAUAUUCAAAUGGAAUUGGCAACGGUAACGGAAAUGGCAAUGGAGUUAAUGGAAAUGGUUACACUAAUGGAAAUGGGUACACCAAUGGAAAUGGCUUAAUUAAUGGCAACGGUAAUGGUUACACAAAUGGCAAUGGUUACACUAAUGGUAAUGGCGUAAUUAAUGGUAAUGGUUAUACAAAUGGCAAUGGAAUUAACGGAAAUAUAUACAGAAACGGUAAUGGGGUUAAUGGCAAUGGAUACACAAAUGGUAAUGGUUUAAUUAAUGGCAAUGGAAAUGGUUUUAUCAAUGGCAAUGGCUACACAAACGGUAAUGGCUUGACAAAUGGCAAUGGGGUCAACGGAAAUGGAUACAGCAAUGGUAAUGGAGUCAGUGGUAAUGGUCACGCAAACGGUAAUGGAGUCAAUGGAAAUGGUUACACAAACGGUAAUGGAGUCAACGGAAAUGGUUUCAUAAACGGUAAUGGAGUCAACGGAAAUGGUUUAACGAACGGCAACGGAGUUAACGGUAAUGGGUUAACCAUAUCAGCACCAGCGUCUCCCUCCGGCCUGUACCAAACACCGGUCUUCUAGACAUUGUUAAUGGUAAUGGGUGUAACACAAUGGUGGUAGCCUUACACUCCGGCCUAUUUCAGACACCCAACUUCAGAGUCACUUGACUCUCAACUGUUGUAAACAGUUUAUAAUACAAUGAUAGCUGCUGUUGAACUUUUGUCUGUCUUUCUUUACUUCGAGAAUUCAAGUUAAUUUUCCCCAAGAGGACACUACAAGUACUAAGGUAAACUGCUGAACCGGACAUACAGAGAAACACAAGGUGAU
Cherax quadricarinatus is the source of this 1907-nucleotide messenger RNA. RefSeq lists its product as uncharacterized. NCBI's taxonomy places the organism in Eukaryota, Metazoa, Arthropoda, Malacostraca, Decapoda, Parastacidae. The record is from RefSeq and is a predicted model, not a curated record. Gene Ontology annotation, cellular component: extracellular region. Gene Ontology annotation, molecular function: chitin binding.